Triticum turgidum subsp. durum (durum wheat) is the source of this 519-nucleotide messenger RNA. The record is from the annotation of a GenBank genome assembly. NCBI's taxonomy places the organism in Eukaryota, Viridiplantae, Streptophyta, Magnoliopsida, Poales, Poaceae.
AUGUUCUUAUAUGGACUUUGUUUGCAGGUGGAGGAGAAGAUAAUCAAGGCGCAGAUCUGGGACACGGCGGGGCAGGAGCGCUACCGGGCCAUCACGAGCGCCUACUACCGGGGCGCGCUCGGGGCGGUGCUCGUCUACGACGUCACCAAGCCCACCACCUUCGAGAACAUCAGCCGGUGGCUCAAGGAGCUGCGCGACCACGCCGACGCAAACAUCCGGAUCAUGCUCGUCGGCAACAAGACCGACCUCAAGGACCUCCGGGCUGUCCCCGCCGACGACGCGGGCGGCUAUGCCGAGGCCGAGGGGCUCUCCUACAUCGAGACGUCCGCGCUCGAGGCCAUGAACGUCGAGGAGGCCUUCCAGCUCAUCCUCGGCGACAUCUACCGCACCGUCAGCAAGAAGGCCGUGGCCUCCGAGGAGGACAGGGCAGGGGCUGCUGGGGUCAAGGAAGGUAAGACCAUCAAUGUCGCCGCCCCCGUCGACAACGGCGGCGAGAAGAAGCAAUGCUGCUCAGCUUAG